AUGCGCAACCUCAAGAACGUGCGCCUCGCCGAGGUGCAGCUCCAGAAUGAGCUUCCUCUGACGGCGACGGCUUGGGACACUGCCUCCGAUGCUGUCAUUUGCACAUUUGGUCCCACAGAGGCCAACCCGGUCAUCGAACUGAGAAGAAAGCGUGCCGAUGCCUAUUUUUCGGACCCGGUAACGGCCGAUACCUUUGAGUGUAUCGCGUCCUGGGAUGCGCCCUGUCCUUUGCCGGAAUUGCCCUGUGAUCGCGUUUGCUCACUGCAUUACUUUGCCGACAACCUGACGGCCUGCCUGGUGCUCGAAGGCGGCGACAUUGUCACCGUGCGCGAAGAACCGCUUCCCGGCGAGGACAAGAUCGAGAUUGUGGGUUCGGUCGAUGUGGGUAUCACGGCGGCGGCUUGGUCGCCGGACGAGGAGCUAUUGGCUCUGACUACUCGCGCCGACACCUUCUUGUACAUGACGAGGGAAUUUGAGAAUGUGGCCGACAUCACUUUAACCCCCGAGAAUCUGCAGCAAUCUCAGCACGUGUCGGUGGGCUGGGGUAAGCGCGAAACGCAGUUUCAGGGUAAGAGAGCCAAGGCUAUGCGUGACCCAACCGUCCCCGAGAAGGUGGACGAGGGAAAACUAAGCAGUAAUGAUGACGGACGGACCUCCAUCAGCUGGCGCGGGGAUGGCGCAUACGUCGCGGUGAACCGUGUCGAGUCCGGUAUCCGUCGUGCUAUCCGAGUGUAUUCGCGAGAGGGAACCUUGGACAGCGUCAGCGAGCCCGUCGAUGGCUUAGAGGGAGCUUUGAGCUGGCGACCUUAUGGCAAUCUCAUUGCAAGUAUCCAGCGGUCCGAGGAGAAAAUUGAUGUCGUGUUCUUCGAAAGAAAUGGUCUGCGUCAUGGCGAGUUUACCCUGCGAUUGACCGAGGAGGAACGAGCAUCUUGGGCUUCAAACAUUCAUCUUAGCUGGAAUAUCGAUUCGACGGUGCUCGCCGUUCAGUUCCAGGACAAGGUCCACUUCUGGACGAUGGGCAAUUACCACUACUAUCUCAAACAGGAGGUCCCCGUGGUUGUAAACCAUGAAUAUUCGCAUCCUUUUGCUUUCAAAUGGCAUAAUGAGAAAGCGUUGCGCUUUGUGGCCGGCGCCUCAGACUCAAUACUCGACGUGGAAUUUGUUUUCGACGUUGCUCAUAGUUCGACGGUUUCCCCGGGUGAUGUCGGGGCUGUGGCUGUUAUCGACGGGAAAACCUUGAAAUUGACCCCGUUGAGGUUGUCGGGGGUGCCGCCUCCGUUGGCCCACAAUGAACUCGCCUUGGACUCGAACGUCAUCGAUGUGGCGUUUAGCAAAACAACCACGCGUAUUGCCGUUCUCACGGAGAACAGCUUCUCUAUCUACCUAUGGUCCUUCAAGACCAGACCCGUGGCCACCCCUAUACUUGAAUCGAGCUACCCCUUGUCAAACACACCCAACAGUCGACCUCGACAAAUCGCCUUCAUCAAUGAGACUGAGGUGUAUAUUCUCAAAAGCAGCGGACCCAAUAGUACCGAUAUCGAACGAACGACAUUGGAGACUCGAGACACCGGUGUCGUCUAUCAGGCAGCCGAUUCGGAGCAGGUUGUUUCUAUCCUGCCCUCUCUAAGCCAAGAGACUCUAUGGUUCUCGCACGUUAACAAACCUGGUCAACCGAUCUCCUACUCCUACAUCAACACAAUCUCCCCGGACGAGGUUGAUAUUGCCCCCUUUACUUCUAGCCCUACUGCCGAUACCUACUGGGCUAAAGCUGCUCAAAUAUCGGAAGACGAGGUGAUAUCUGCCGAUUCCUUGAACUCUGAUAAAUAUGCUAACUCUCCCAAGCAUGUCCUGGUGUCUUUGACGAGAACUGGCGCUCUAUAUGCGAAUAAAACCCUGCUCGCGAAGAAUUGCACAUCCUUCGUGACAACUCAAGCCCACAUCGUGUUUACCACCUCCCAACACCUUCUAAAAUUCGUUCAUCUGACCAGACCAGAAGCCAUGGAUGUACCCCUCGAUACCCCCGAAUUAGAUGAAAGAUGCAGAAGCAUCGAACGUGGAGGGCGCUUGGUGAGCGUCGUUCCCACCACUUUUGCCGUUGUCCUGCAAAUGCCUCGUGGUAAUAUCGAAACCAUUUAUCCUCGCGCCUUGGUUCUUGCCGGUAUCCGGAAUUUCAUCGAUAGAAAAGACUACCGGAAUGCAUUCCUCAGCUGCCGUAGCCAGAUGGUGGACAUGAACAUCAUCCAUGACUAUGCACCCGAGCAAUUCAUGGAGAACAUCCCGCUGUUCAUUGAUCAAGUUAAGCGCAUCGAUUUCAUCGAUGAGUUCAUCUCGCGCUUGAGCGAGGAGGAUGUCACCCAAACUCUCUACAAGGAUACGCUACCGAAGAAGGCUGAAGAAGCGGCAGCCGCCAGCCUUCCCACCAAGGGUAGCAAAGUAAACCGCAUUUGCGAUGCAUUUUUGGCCACUCUGGAGAAGCGGCUAGACACCAACCUGCACAACCUUAUCACUGCUCACGUUUGCAAGUCGCCACCCGCCCUUGAGGCUGGCCUUCAAUUGGUUGCACGAUUGAGACAGCAAGCCCCCGAGCAAGCGGACGAUGCAAUCGAGCACAUGUGCUUCCUGACUGACGCUAAUCGCCUUUACGAUCAUGCACUGGGGCUUUACGAUCUCGAGCUCACGCUACUGGAUCCCCGCGAAUACGUUCCAUUCCUACGGAAGCUCCAGCAGGCCCCUGAAACCCGACGUCUGUUCGAAAUCGACAAUUACCUGACCCGGCACAGCAAGGCCAUCAAACAUCUUCAUACGCUCAACGCCCACGACGAGCUUCGGGCAUACGCAAUCAAGCACGUUCUUUACAAGGACGCUAUCGAUCUCUACAAGUACCAGCCUGAACAACUACACGACAUAACCAAAACCUAUGCCGAUUACCUCUACGACGAAUCGAAGUACAAGGAAGCAGGCAUCGCAUACGAAUCCCUUUCCAUCUUCACCGACGCAUACAAAUGCUACCACCUGGCACAUCUCUGGCGCGAAUCCCUGUACUGCGCCAUGAUGGUCCCUCUCUCGGAACAGGACCUGCACGAUCACGCCGUCACGCUCGCCACCACCCUCACCGAGGAGAGCCGGGACUACGUCUCGGCCGCAACCAUCCACGCCGAGUACCUGCACGACCUGCCAGCCGGCGCCCGACUCCUCUGCAGAGGCUCGCGCUUCGCCGAGGCCACGCGACUACUCGCCCUACACGGCCAGCAGGCCCUCAUCCCCGAGAUCGUCGACACAGGGCUCGCCGACGCCAUGGGCACCAUGACCGACCUCCUCGCCGACUUCCGCUCGCAGCUGAACGCACAGGUGCCGCGCAUCCGGGAGCUGCGUGUACGUCGCAUCACCGAUCCCUUGGCCUACUUCGGCGGCGACCCCACGACUGGCGAGCUGGGCGUCGACAUCCCAGACAACGUAUCCCUGGCGCCGACGGACGCGUCGACCCUGGCCGGCCGCAGCAUGUUCACGCGGUACACAGGAAACACGAGUAAGACAGGCAAGACGAGCUCGUCGCGACAAUCCUCGCGGAACCGCCGCCGGGAGGAGCGCAAGCGCGCAAAGGGCAAGAAGGGCACCGUCUACGAGGAAGAGUACCUGGUGAACAGCGUGCGGCGACUCAUCGAGCGCGUCAACACCACUAUCCCUGAGGUCGAGACGCUGGUGGAUGCGCUGCUGCGUCGUAACAUGCGCGAGCGUGCCGCCGCCGUCGAGAAGACCAUGCAGGAGGUGGUCAAGCUGUGCGUUGAGAGCCGCGAGGAGAUUGUCGGUGUUGAGACACCCUCGCAGCAGAAACAGCAGCAGCAGCCCGACGACAACCCGGAAGAGGGAAAUGAGUUCGAGGCUUCCAUGGUGGCGACAGACAGCCUUGCGUCGGCGCAGAAUCUGCAAAUACCGACGGUCAAAUUGAUGAAGCAAUCGGCUUUGUUGAACUGA
Molecule: messenger RNA, 3972 nt
Organism: Aspergillus affinis
Lineage: Eukaryota; Fungi; Ascomycota; Eurotiomycetes; Eurotiales; Aspergillaceae
Product: Elongator subunit IKI3
Exons: 8
Coding region: 1-3972 (1323 amino acids)
Biological process (GO): tRNA wobble base 5-methoxycarbonylmethyl-2-thiouridinylation
Cellular component (GO): elongator holoenzyme complex; cytosol
Molecular function (GO): tRNA binding
Source: RefSeq, a predicted model, not a curated record